Molecule: messenger RNA, 1506 nt
Organism: Medioppia subpectinata
Lineage: Eukaryota; Metazoa; Arthropoda; Arachnida; Sarcoptiformes; Oppiidae
Source: the annotation of a GenBank genome assembly
GUGCAUGUGGUGCGCGAGUUCUGUCGAGUGCCACCGGCGCCGGUGGGCGGCGAGCGUGAGUGCUCCGACUGGGGCCCCGGCGGCAGGUUUAAGGUGUGCCGCAUUAAAUGCAAUCAAGGCCUGCAGUUCUCUCAACCCAUACCCAAGUUCUACGUGUGCGGCGCCGAAGGCUUUUGGCGUCCCAACGACGACACCGACAAACCUCUGGUAUUCCCCUCGUGUGCGCCCAAACACUUGGCUCAACGCAUCUUCCGACUGGUGAUUAACAUCCCGUCGUCUGUCGUUUGCAGCGAUUCCGGCAAAAAGAUACUGACCUCUCGGGUGACCGAAAGCCUCCUCCGCAUCGACAGGACGUGGAAGAUAUGCUCGGAUCAGUCGCGCGGCGCCUGUAAGGGACUCGGCGUUAAUGUCAAGUGCACUAAACAGCAGAACAUUUCGCGUCGGUCUAAGAGACAGUCGUCGGGCGAACAAUCGCAGGACGAUAUGGACGUGUAUUCCGUGGAAAUCGGUUUCCCCGCAAACAUCGAUCCCAUAGUAAACGUCAAUUCCCAGGAAAAGGAUAGUCUCGAGUCAAUCAUACGGCGAGCGGUCGUCGAAAGUGCCAUAUUUGACGUGAGGGACACACUUCCCAACGUCAGCCCCGACCUGCGAUCCCUGCGCCUCAUUACAGAGUACGCGUGUCCGCCCGGACAGGUCGUGAUGGCCGACAGUUGCGUCGAGUGCGGUGUCGGCACCUACUAUGACGAGCCCACACAGUCGUGCGCCAAGUGUCCGAUCGGCACCUAUCAGAACGAGUUGGGACAGUUGGCCUGCAAGAAGUGUGCGCUCAUUGGCGAGCGACAGGGCGUUACCAUCACUGCCGGUUCCCGCGCCGCCGAAGACUGCCGCGAGCGCUGCAAUGCGGGCACGUAUUUCGAUACGGCCCACAACUCGUGCCGGCCCUGCGGUUACGGUCACUAUCAACCCGCCGAAGGAUCGUUUACUUGUAUAUCCUGUGGCACUGGACUCACCACCAGAAGCCAAGAGGCCAUCGCUCGCCACGAGUGCAGACCUGAAUGUAUGGCCGGUUUCCAACUGUCUUCGAACGGCAAUUGCGAGGCCUGUCCUAUCGGUCACUACCGGACCAGAGGUCAGCCAUCGUGCGAACCCUGUCCGCAGGGAUUCACCACCGGCUCAAUGGGUGCCUCCACUCCAACGCAAUGCAAUCUCGAGAUCUGUUCAGUUGGCCACUACUUGAACGUAACGGUUGACGAGUGUGUCCCCUGUCCUAAAGGCACUUACAUGGAUGUCGAGCAACGCGACCACUCGUGCCAAUCUUGUCCGCCCAACUCGACGACCGACGGCUUGGGCCACACCAGUCAAGACCAGUGCAGCAAUCCCUGCAUAAUCAACGACAAGAUGGAGUUGUGUCCGCCCAACAGCCAGUGCGAGGCGCCCUCGGGUUCGGGCGAAGACUUCCGGUGCGUGUGUAAGGAUGGCUUCAAAGAGAUCAUGACAGCCGCAGAG